GUUGGUUUUGCUGAUCGCAGUCAAGCAUCACUAGACUAACUGUGUCGCAGUGCGCAUGUCCUCCGGCUCAAUCGCCGUCUUCUCCCCCGUCAACCUCACACCCGCCGUGCGGGAGGCCGUUGCAGGUCUCGGCGGACGAGUCAAGUACAUCGCAGCGCUAGACCUCGAGCACCACUUGCACUUAACCUCGUGGAAGAACGCGUUCCCCGACGCAGAGAUCAUCGCCCCCGAGGGGCUCUGGGAGAAGAGACAAUCCGUCCCCGAGUUCAAAGACACCCCUUUCAAGCACAUCCUCCGCGAAGCAAACAAGGACCGCCCGUGGUCGAUCUCGGAAGAGUUCGACAAGGAGUUUAACAUUGAAUAUGUAUAUGGACAUGGGUCCAAGGAGAUCGUGUUCCUGCAUAAACCCUCGUUGACGCUAAUUGAGGCGGACUUGCUCUUCAAUCUGCCCGCCCGCGAGCAGUACUCUAAGACUGGGGUUGAUGCGACGUCGGGAAUCUGGACGAAGAUCGUGAAGCCGCUGCUGUCGACGAGUGCGCCGGCUAAGUGGCAGAAGAGGUUCGUGUGGUAUGCUCUGGCGAAGGAUAAAAAGGCGUUUGGGGAGUCGAUUCAGAGGAUCGACAAGUGGGAGUUCAAUCGGUUGAUUCCGUGCCAUGGGGAUGUGAUUGAGAGUGGUGCAAAGGGAGUAUUCAAGACGGUGUUUGAGUGGUUCUUGUGAUCAGUAGUGGUGUAAUGAGUUGUUGAUAUUUCUGCCAAGGGGUGUGGUUGAAAAGGCGCAAAGCGACUGAUAUCUAAGGGUGUGGUUGAGAGGUCCUUGCAAGAAGUCCUGGUGUUAUGAGGCUCUUGAUAUCCGGUGCGUUGACAAGCUUGAUUUGCGUGACAAGCUUGAUUUGUGUGACAUUCGCCUACAAAAUGGCUUCUGCCCUAAUGUGUAUGUACUACUUCUUGUUUGUGUACUAUUAUGGUCGCCCAACGGACUCGGGAGGGUCUAAUUGAUAUACAAUCCCCACUGUGGCUCAGCUGCGAUUCAUGUUCGGAUACGCAGCUACAGUGAAGCGUUUUCCAAGUCAAUCCAUUUGUCGGUAGACGCUGUUAAUGCACUUGCAACGUGCAUAGUGGACCAAAAGGGUAAGCGCAUGCUGAUCCCUGUCUGAAGAAAAUGGGAUUAUGUUGCGACAACCUCAAGAGAUUCAGCCUUCAACUCAACGCUCUCAAUGACGACGAUCCAAGCUGAAUGGCGGCCUCGAUUGUCAGCGGUCACCAGACAAAAACACGGCUCGGAGAAUAAUCGACAAACGCAAGAAUCAGGGCUAUUCAGCCAGUCGAGUCGCUUGUGUUCAUGACGACCAUUCGCGCAAAACAAGCUGCGGACGCACCAGAGUGACGUAUCACCAAAGUUUACCAGGCAGAAGAAUUGACCACACCAUAUUCCUGGUCAAUCAGUUUCCCAGUCUGGGUUGGUGAGCUUCGCCUCCAGCUCGAGGCGUUGGGCAGAGAGACUGGACGAGCUUGCAGGACACCAAUCGGCUCCCACCAGUCGACGUCAUGGCCAUUGACUGAUCACGUUCACAACACAAGAGUUGUCUAUACCUGAGACGUCCAGCGACACUCCCCUUC
Messenger RNA from Aspergillus calidoustus, 1617 nucleotides. Lineage: Eukaryota; Fungi; Ascomycota; Eurotiomycetes; Eurotiales; Aspergillaceae. The record is from the annotation of a GenBank genome assembly.